Molecule: messenger RNA, 1660 nt
Organism: Helianthus annuus (common sunflower)
Lineage: Eukaryota; Viridiplantae; Streptophyta; Magnoliopsida; Asterales; Asteraceae
Product: ethylene-responsive transcription factor CRF2
Exons: 1
Coding region: 362-1360 (332 amino acids)
Biological process (GO): regulation of DNA-templated transcription
Molecular function (GO): DNA-binding transcription factor activity; DNA binding
Source: RefSeq, a predicted model, not a curated record
UGUUCUUCACUUUCUCUCUCUCUCUCUCUCUCUAAACCUCUUAAACCCACCGGAAAACUUCACACUCACCGGAAAAUUUCACCCUCACUUUCCCUUAAUAUUCCUUGAUUCCUUCAACUCUUCUUCCUUUUACCGGCAAAAAGGAGUUUUUCCCUUUCUUCUCGCUCUAAACCCACCUUUAUUUCCCCCCAUCUCUCUCUCUCUACCCAUGUGUUCUGCUUCUUUUCUUGCACCUUUAUUUCCCUUUGAGAUUUUUUCGAUAACCCUUUAAUCUUCUCUCUCGCACGAGUAUUCCACUCUUUUAUUUAUUCCCCUUUUCACUUCGUAUAAGUUGUAUGCCAAAACUUGGUCAUCAAUCAACAUGGAAAAUAUCAAGUUCAGUGAACACAAAUCACACGUUACAAUGCUGAGCAAAUCAAAUUCACCGGGCGUUCGAGUUGUGAAAAUAUCCGUCACGGAUGCUUAUGCCACUGAUUCGUCCGAUGAAGAACGAGAACAUGAAGUGUUUGUUGGUAGAAAAAGAGUGAAAAAGUUUGUUAAGGAAGUAACAAUACAUUCUUCUUGUAAUAACAAUGUUAAAGGUGACGUGGCGGUGGUUAAAGGUGGUAACAAGGGGAAGAAAGGUGACGUGGCGGUGAAGAAACGGUUGAAGGUUAGUUCCGGUAAUAAUAAGAAGUUUCGGGGCGUACGGCAACGCCCGUGGGGAAAAUGGGCUGCCGAGAUUAGAGACCCGACCCGGAGAGUCCGGUUGUGGCUUGGAACGUAUGAUACUGCUGAAGAGGCUGCUAUGGUUUAUGAUCACGCGGCUAUUCAGUUGCGUGGCCCUGACGCGCUUACUAAUUUCACUGUUCCGGUUACUGAUUCAGUUUCAGUUUCAGUUUCACCACCGGAAAGUUUACCGGCAAACUCCGGUUCCGGUUCUGGUUAUAACUCUGGUGAAGAGUCGCAAACUAAUAAUAAUGUUUCGUCGCCGAAAUCGGUGCUUCGGUUUGACUCGUCUUCGACUGACGAGUGUGUUGCUGAGUCGACUCAACAUAGCCCAUGUGAGGGAAACGAGACGGCUCAGCAAAGUCCGUUUCACGAGUCACACGAGGCGAACGAGUCGACUCAGAACUUCUCUGAUUUCCUUCCUUUUGACGACCAUUUCUCAAAUUCGGAUCUUUUCGAUUUUCCGAAUUUUGUACCGGAUGUUUAUGACCCGGAAAGCUAUUCGGGUCCUGUGUUUCAAACAUCCGAACCAUCCGAAACGUUACUCGGGUAUGGAACCGAUUUUGGGUUCGGACCGUCGUGUUGGGCCGCAGAUGAUUACCUACAAGACUUCAACGACAUAUUCGGGUCGGAUCCUCUCGUGGCUCUUUAAUAAUAACGGAUACGGGCCGGAUCGGGUCGGGUCGGGUCACUUGCUGGAUAUUUGUUUAAUAUUCCGCAACUUUUUGUACGGAAAUAUUAUUAUUAUUAUUAUUUAAUUAUAUAGGAUUAAUUCGUUCUAAUGUAUAAAUAGUUUUUAAGGUGAUGGAAGUGUUGAGAGUUUGAUAUAAAAUUGGCGUUAGGCCAACAUGUAAUGAAGGCACGUGUUGGAACACGUGACCGGCAAAUGUUAACUACUAUGAAAUUAGGUGAAGAAAUGAGUUGAAAUGAAUGCUACAUGUUUUAUCAUGCA